Molecule: messenger RNA, 1025 nt
Organism: Trichoderma reesei QM6a
Lineage: Eukaryota; Fungi; Ascomycota; Sordariomycetes; Hypocreales; Hypocreaceae
Gene: cel61b
Product: glycoside hydrolase family 61
Exons: 4
Coding region: 46-795 (249 amino acids)
Source: RefSeq, a predicted model, not a curated record
GUUGAGACAGACAAAUUCUGAUUUAAGGAUCUAAGCCCCAUCGAUAUGAAGUCCUGCGCCAUUCUUGCAGCCCUUGGCUGUCUUGCCGGGAGCGUUCUCGGCCAUGGACAAGUCCAAAACUUCACGAUCAAUGGACAAUACAAUCAGGGUUUCAUUCUCGAUUACUACUAUCAGAAGCAGAAUACUGGUCACUUCCCCAACGUUGCUGGCUGGUACGCCGAGGACCUAGACCUGGGCUUCAUCUCCCCUGACCAAUACACCACGCCCGACAUUGUCUGUCACAAGAACGCGGCCCCAGGUGCCAUUUCUGCCACUGCAGCGGCCGGCAGCAACAUCGUCUUCCAAUGGGGCCCUGGCGUCUGGCCUCACCCCUACGGUCCCAUCGUUACCUACGUGGCUGAGUGCAGCGGAUCGUGCACGACCGUGAACAAGAACAACCUGCGCUGGGUCAAGAUUCAGGAGGCCGGCAUCAACUAUAACACCCAAGUCUGGGCGCAGCAGGAUCUGAUCAACCAGGGCAACAAGUGGACUGUGAAGAUCCCGUCGAGCCUCAGGCCCGGAAACUAUGUCUUCCGCCAUGAACUUCUUGCUGCCCAUGGUGCCUCUAGUGCGAACGGCAUGCAGAACUAUCCUCAGUGCGUGAACAUCGCCGUCACAGGCUCGGGCACGAAAGCGCUCCCUGCCGGAACUCCUGCAACUCAGCUCUACAAGCCCACUGACCCUGGCAUCUUGUUCAACCCUUACACAACAAUCACGAGCUACACCAUCCCUGGCCCAGCCCUGUGGCAAGGCUAGAUCCAGGGGUACGGUGUUGGCGUUCGUGAAGUCGGAGCUGUUGACAAGGAUAUCUGAUGAUGAACGGAGAGGACUGAUGGGCGUGACUGAGUGUAUAUAUUUUUGAUGACCAAAUUGUAUACGAAAUCCGAACGCAUGGUGAUCAUUGUUUAUCCCUGUAGUAUAUUGUCUCCAGGCUGCUAAGAGCCCACCGGGUGUAUUACGGCAACAAAGUCAGGAAUUUGGGUGGC